UGGCGGCCCUGUGACCACACAGACUCUGCAGUCUGCUCUAAGACCGUGUUGGGCUUACACGCUCUCUGCUGCAGCUUGUUCUCUGAAAGCUCCCGCGGCAGAAAAAUCAGAGUGAUCCAAAAGCUUGCACGAGUGCUGCUAAGAUACAGUGGCGCCAAGUUUGUGCAAUAAAGGUAGUCUGAAGCUUAUGCACAGAGUAAUUAAAACUGUGAUUUACUGAACCAAGCAUGACACGGUAAGUGUGCCUCUAGGACAUCUAGCGUUGGAAUAGGUUUUCCUGGCGUCUGCUGACAAUUUCUGGACGCAAGAGUCGCCGUAACGCGUGUUAAUCUCCUGGUUCAUUGACUGCCUCCUUACAUCGGUAAGCAGACGUGAACAGAGACAACUUCUGUUUGUGUCACUCUCAGUCUGCAGUGCCUUCAGUGACUCCCAUGAUCCAGUGUUCGUACGCAAGGCAAAAGUGCACAACAUUGCCACUGCAGCACCGUCAAGAACUCUACAUAACCACCAGCUGCAAACUCUGCCUGAUCACUGGGGUACUGGCUGCCGACCCGUCGUCAGGAAAUGCCAAGACACCUCCAGCCCUCACAAAAAGUUUCCCCGGCAGCCCCAGAGACAGCGGCUAUUGACCAGACAACACCAGUUCCGGUACAGUGCAUCUCUUGCCUCCCAACUCCCGAGCACGCUGUUAAUGUUGUUAGCACUGUACUGCUGCCUUGAUUGCUGGCAGUACUGUACUGCUGCGUUGAUUACUGCCAGCACUAUAGUGCUACGUUGAUUGCUGCCAGCAAUGUAUUGCUGCGUUGAUGUUGCUAGCGCUGUGCUGUUGCACUGAUGAUCUCAUCACUGUCCUGCUGCGGAAUGCAAACGCUGGGAAAAUUUUAAAACACGAGAAAAAACAAAGGCCUGGUGGGUCAGCUUCCUCUCGGUGCCAGUCUUGAGGCACACAGCAUCCGGGAGCUGGGCUGGCUGAGUGACGUCAAAUCUACAACACACAUACGAAUACGUAUGAGCAAAAAGGAAUAAUUUUAUGCAAGAGAUCAACCAGAGCCUAAUUUUCCAGCUAGUUUUGUAUAUGGAUUUCAUAAUCAUCGUCUUGAAGGGGGUUUAUCUAAGUUACAGAAAGAUGAGAUAUAAAAAGUAAGGUGAUAGAGGAAUAAAAGGGACACUCGGCAUCUCGAGCGACGGUUCUUUCCCACGCAGGCGCUCUGAGUUCCGAGGUGAUCUCGACGCGACAGCCCGUUGCGAGCUGCCAGUUCAGUGUCGACCGUGGAGAUUGCUGUCAGCCGCAGCUGGUCCCUGCCACUUUUACUUCAAGCAGGGACUUGUGAUCUCGCUCAGCUGUAUCAGCGCUCUCUCCACGGCUCGGGGAUUCUCUUAACGCUCUACUUGUAAAAUAAGUGAUCAAAUUUAAAGUGAUUAAUCCUGGAGUGUAAUUUUAUUGACAUAUCAAGACCAGAUUGAGUACCAGAAAGUUUUUAAGAAUUUCCUUUAUAUCAAUGGUGACUCAAGGCUUUGGUUGCAACUGCCAAAACCCGACAAGAGAAUAUAUUUUCAGAAAAUCAUAGGCAAAGACGUGUAUAGGCUUUUAGAGUUAAACGGAUAAAACACACAUAAGUGCCUUAACUUUAUAAUUUUGCCAUGGCUCCUAAUAUAGCUAUGAAAGAUAUAUGGGAAGCAAGCGCGGAUUCUAGUCUAGAUACACUGGAGGUACCAGAACCAGUGGUAGCAGACGUGCCAGAGGUAUUUCUCUCUCACCUUCCGCAGCACUUUCAGAAUCCCGACAGCCCUAACUUGUACAUUCAGCAGCAGCAUGAGUCUCUCAGGACAACACAGCAAGAGACAACCAAGACCCAGGGCACCAGCAUCAGGUCGACGCUCCGAGCCUACAGACCUACCAGUGAAACCACCACUCCUGAGGUGUCGAGGGAACCAAGCAGCUCGACACUCUUUGAAGAUAUUGCUCGUGUGACUAGCGCGAAUGUUGCUAACAAAGACCGUAGACUUCGUCCACAAGACAAUGUUACACCAAAGCCGGAGGAAGCAGCGGUGUCUAGCGUUCCCCAGGACUCUAACAACAAAAAGCCUCCUGGCACUGAAACUCCCGAGAGCUCAGAACCAGUCAGUAACCAAACUUUUACCAAAGAACCCGUUUUCAGGACGGCAAAGGACGAAUCUGGAAGGGUGACCCAAGGCCUAGCUCAGUCGAGACCUUCUACCAGCACUCAGAGGAUAGAUCCCGGCGUGCUCAAGCUCCCGGGUCACGAGCCCGAGGCCCCAGCUGACCUGGUACUCGUCCACCACGAACGAGCAAUUGACACUCGCAACCAGACAGGUCUUAACGGGAUAUUCGUGAGGGACGACACCACAGCCAUCACUCCAGAAGGAGCCACAGCACUGAUACUGGUGGGGAUCUGCACGGUGUUCCUCGUCUUCAUCUGCCUUAUCUUCUUUAUUCAGAAGGUCCGUCGACAAAGGCUAGAGAAUAAGGUUGUGCAAGAUUCCGAUGUUAAGCCACAGACCAUGUACGAUGCCACUGGCUACACUUCUCACCACCCGAACCCUCUCUCCCUGCUGCCGCCAGCACUCCUGCACGCCCUCGCCAGCCUCACCCUGUCCACCCACGGCAGACCUGACGAUCACAUCCCACCCUCCUUCCUCACCAUGGAACCUCCCCUGUCUAGCAACAGUCUCGGGCGACUGUGGUUCUCAGUCCACUACGACUACGUCGAGUCUACUCUGGUCAUACGAAUUCUCCAUGCCAGGUACACUAAAGGGAGAGGGUCGAGCACGAAGCCGGGUGAUGUGUGGGUGGAGGUGUGUGUUCUUACACCUAUGAACGGAGUAAGGGGCUCCACUAACACUGGCACCCGCAGAGCCAGCUCAGCGCCAGUCUUCAACCAGACCUUCAGGUUUAAGGUCGGUGAUGAAGAAGUAACUCAGUUCCUGCUCCGCCUCACCAUGUACGACCGACACCCGCAGACAGGAGAGAAGGCAGUAGGCUCUGUCAUCGUUCCUUUGAGCACAGUCGACCUCUGCUCUAAUGAAACAAUAUCCAGAGAACUACAAUAAGUAACUGGAAGCAGACACGUAGAACACUGCCUGUCCAGAAAUGAAUGAUCCAUGAGGGAAAUUUGAGUAAUGGUUUUCUCAGCAAAGACAAUGGUUAUUCGGGUUAAUAUUUACGUCGGGUUUCAUUUCCUCAACUUAAUCAAACCCAAAACAGUGAUUCUUAUCGUUCCUCAAAAACUACAUAUAAGAUACCAUACGCACAAAGAUCUCAGCUUUACAAUCGACGUGACUUUUAAACAAGUUCAUCCUCAUCAUUAUUCUGACUGAUGACCAUAAAACAAAGAGUGAAUCUCUAAUAGUGUUUAAAGAUUAAUUUUUUUAUGCUCAUGUUUAGUGAUAUGAAGGUUUAAACAAAGUAUUAUUUAAAUCGGAAAAGUUUCAGCGUUUUUUUUUUCUUAUAGAAAUUUUAUGAAGAUCAUGAGGUUAUUUUCCAAACCGGAACUGUAAUGUGUAAAUGGUUCCUAAAUUUUUUAUUAGGGUUAAAAAUCUCUAAGUUUGUGCAAUAUUGCUUGGGAUACAAAUCAUGUACUUAUCUGGGUAAAGUUUUGUGUACACUUUAAUUUUCUUCGAAUGUUCUGUUUGUAACCAUUUUUGUUCCUCUUGGCAUUGCCCAAAGAAUAUAUAGUCUGCAAAUGUGAUAUAUGAAUUUCUGA
Messenger RNA from Cherax quadricarinatus, 3725 nucleotides. RefSeq lists its product as uncharacterized. NCBI's taxonomy places the organism in Eukaryota, Metazoa, Arthropoda, Malacostraca, Decapoda, Parastacidae. The record is from RefSeq and is a predicted model, not a curated record.